AUGGAGGUCACCGGGUCCAGACAGUCUGUCCGCCUUGGCAAGCAGGCUACUGAUGGAUGCUGCACACCAUGCCCAGACAGUGGAGAAACAGAAGGCCUGUCCAAGGUUCAGGAGGUCCUACAAUGCAACCAAAAUGAAGGCAAAACCCUGCAAACAACUACACCUCCGGAGGGCAAAAAUCGACGUAGCGUUGUCAGCCUUCCUGCAAUCAACCCAGAUAGACUGAGGACAGCCAAAGCCAUUGCAAAUAAAGCUGUCAAGAUGCAUAAGAUUUUCUCAAUCCAAGGCCCUUACCCUGUCAUCAGGGCAGGACUGAGGGCCAGAGGCUGGGUUGAGCAGCAUAUGUAUCGGCCCAAACAGCAAGCACACCAUCGUCAUAGUGAUGAGAGCAGGGCCAGCUCUAAUGAUGCUGGUGACAGCGAUGAUGAUGAUGAUAACUCAGAUGAUGUUGAAAAAGAGCCGGAUCCAGAUGGACUGAAUGAUCUCAUGUCUCGACUGGUGCGCAAUGAAAUGGUUUAUUUCUACUGGACAAACCGUAGAGAGACGAUCAACAGCAACAGCUUGCAAAAAGAACAAAUGAUCAAUCAUUUUGCAAAAGCAGGCAGCUUCACCACCAAGGUGGGAUUGUGCGUGAACCUGAGGAACCUGCACUGGUUUGACUCAGCUGACCCAGACACCUUCUUCCCCCGCUGUUACAGACUAGCAGCACAGGAUGAGAAGCAAGCUUUCAUUGAGGACUACAGGAGGACAGCCUGCAUCAGUCUUUUGAAGUACAUAGUGGAGAGGGAGCAGAAUUCUCAGGGAGAGGGAACAAAUCGCAGGAAACGAUGCAAACGGCAAUCUAGACCGGUGGUCCUUUCGCUAAUGAUUGACAAGGCUCUCAAAGUAUGCCAGGAGUUUUUAGAGAGUGUGGAGCACACUGAUAUAGACAUAAGCUUGGAGACACCAGACACACUUACACAGGAGGAGUGGACUGAGUUUAUUGACAAUUACUACUGUGUUGUUCAUGGCGAAGCCCAGAUCGAGAGCAGUAAUCAUUUAGUGACCUGCUGUAAGGCCAUGCUGCAGCAGCUGGCAGCAGUGAGUCCACAGCUGGACAUAGAUGGCACACACAACAUCUGGAUUAUCAAACCUGGAGCUAAAUCCAGGGGCAGAGGUAUCAAAUGCGCCAAACGUCUGGAUCAGAUCCUCAGGCUGGUGGGUAGUGAUUCAACCCUCACCAAGGACAACAAGUGGGUGGUGCAGAAAUACCUGGAGCGUCCUUUGCUGGUCUAUGGCACCAAGUUUGAUGUGCGCCAGUGGUUCCUGGUCACAGACUGGAACCCUCUUACUGUGUGGUUCUAUAAAAAGUGCUACCUGCGCUUCUCAACACAGCCUUUCUCACUAGAUAUACUGGAUAGCUCAGUCCAUCUGUGCAAUAACUCCAUCCAGAAGCAUCUGAGGCCCUCCCAACAACGCCACCGAGGCAUCCCAGCAGACAACAUGUGGUCAGAUGAGCAGUUCAGGACCUUUCUGUCCAGUCAGGGCCGCAAAGCCCAGUGGGAGACUGUGGUAGUCCCAGGGAUGAAGAAAGCAGUGAUCCAUGCUUUACAGACAACACAAGAUCUAAUGGAGUCACGCAAAAACACUUUUGAGCUCUAUGGUGCUGACUUCAUGUUAGGUCGUGACCUGCGUCCAUGGCUGAUCGAGAUCAAUGCCAGCCCCACUAUGGCUCCCUCCACAACUGUGACAGCCCGCCUCUGUGCUGCCGUGCAGGAGGACACACUACGAGUUGUCUUGGACCGAAGAACAGACCGCACUGCAAAGACAGGAGACUUUCAGCUCAUAUGUAGGCAGGCAGCCGUUGAAGUGCCACAGUAUAUAGGAGUCAACCUACUUGUUGAGGGCUUCAGGAUCAAACACCCCUGCCCACUUCCUCCUCUGAGGCCCUCCAACUUCUCAGCACCAAAACAUCGUGGCACCAUCAAGGAGAAGGAGACCGCAGCACAGAAAGUAAAGUUUCUGCCAAAGAUGUGGUCCAAGAGUGCAGAGGGUCGGCUCAAAAACACCAGCAGUGGAGGUCUUCCUCCUCCUCCUCCUCCUCCUCCUCUUCCUGAGCCACCUUUGCUCGUCCCUAUUGAAACCUUCACACUUCACCUGCCAAUGACUGUAAAUGAGUCCAUCCGCCUACCUGUACAUGCCUACUCAGACUCUGUACUUCUGUAUAAGAGGAGGACAGAAGUAUUAAAGGUCCCCUCAGAGAAAGUCCAAUCCUGCACCACAGAGAAGCACCAAGAUCUCUCUUUGCUUUUGGACAUAACCAUUCCAAAACAAUGCAAGCGAACAGUCACUGGUUCCUUGAGCAUCUGA
Scomber scombrus (Atlantic mackerel) is the source of this 2349-nucleotide messenger RNA. RefSeq names its product tubulin monoglycylase TTLL3-like. The transcript is spliced from 14 exons. Gene Ontology annotation, biological process: cilium assembly; cilium movement; protein polyglycylation. The record is from RefSeq and is a predicted model, not a curated record. The coding region runs from base 1 to 2349 and encodes 782 amino acids. Gene Ontology annotation, molecular function: protein-glycine ligase activity, initiating. Lineage: Eukaryota; Metazoa; Chordata; Actinopteri; Scombriformes; Scombridae. Gene Ontology annotation, cellular component: cilium.